GGAAGGCAGAAAUACAGGCAGAAGGGAGCUAGAAAGAGGCUGAACAGCACCACACAGAAGGAAAAGGCGAGGGGCAAGACCCACAACACAGCCGAGGACACCGCGUCCUGCACUACCACGCCAUGUCCUUGGUGGAGACUAUCCGGCUGUGGCAAGAAGGAGUGUGUGCAGUGGAUAGGAAGGAGUGGAGAACAGCCCUGGAUGCCUUCACAGCCGUACAGAACCCCCCUGCCAAAAUCUGCUUUAACAUCGGCUGCAUCCAUCUUGUUCUGGGACAGCUGGCCGAGGCGGAGGAGGCAUUCACCCAGAGCAUCAGCUGCGACAAACACCUGGCAGUGGCUUAUUUCCAGCGGGGGACAGUGUUUUACCAGAGGCAGAACCAUGAAAAAGCCAUUGAGGAUUUCAAAGAGGCACUGGCCCAGCUGCGAGGCAACCAGCUCAUUGACUACAAGAUCCUGGGGCUGCGGUACAGGCUCUUUGCUUGCGAGAUACUUUACAACAUUGCACUGGUGUAUGCCAUGAUGGAGGACUGGAAGAAAGCUGAGGAGCACCUAACACAGGCCAUGAGCAUGAAGAGUGAGCUCCAGCAUAACAGGAUCGACAGGGCAAUGGAAGCCAUCCUGAAGCAGAAGAUCUGUGAGCUGGUGGCCAUGCCUGCAGGGAAGCUGUUUAGACCAAACGAAAAGCAAGUGGCCCAGCUGGAGAAGAAGGACUACCUGGGAAAGGCUAUGGUGGUGGCAUCUGUGGUGGACAAAGAUGAUUUUUCAGGAUUUGCUCCACUUCAACCACAGGCCUCUGGUCCUCCACCCAGGUCCAAGACUCCAGAAAUCCUCAGGGCCCUCGAAGGGCAGCCACACCGCGUUCUGUAUGAGUUCAUCCCUGAGACCACUGAGGAGCUGCAGGUCCUGCCAGGAAACAUUGUCUUUGUCCUGAAGAAAGAGAAGGACAACUGGGCAACAGUGAUGUUCAACGGAAAGAAAGGGAUUGUUCCCUGCAACUACCUCGAGCCUGUGGAGCUCCAGAACAAGCUGCAUAUCCAGGAAGAAAUUCCUCUUGAGGCAGAGAUUCCAGAGUCACCCAGCUCCACUGCUCCAGAGAAACCACGGCGGCCAGCACCAGAUAGCGCUCCUGUUACUGUGACACAGCCAAGAGGUGCAGCAAAGGAGACGAAAUCGGACAUCUCCAGCUCCUGCAUUCUCAAAGUGCAUUACAAAUACACAGUUGCCCUGCAAGUUGAGACAAGCCUCUCCUACAUGGAGCUACUGGACCUGGUUUGCAAGAAACUGGAGCUCCAGCCUGAGCACACACAGCUGAGGUACAAGCCUGUGGAAAGCCAAGCACUGGUGAAUCUCAGCAGAGAGAAUCUAGAGGCAAUUUGGAGCCAGAGCAAGGGCAACUGUGUGACAGUCUGGUGCGACAUCACGGAGGGAGAGGGGGUUUUACCAGACAGCCAACCAGAGGAGCUGCCACAGGAGGCAACACCGGAGGAGACAGGACCAACCCAAGUUGUAGCACAGUACAAUUAUGAAGCCACCCAACCUGAAGACCUGGAGUUUCAGGCAGGAGAUGUGAUACUUGUUCUAUCCAAAGGUAAUUGUGCUCUUUCUGCAACAGGUGAGGGAGCUUCCAGCUCAGGUGAGAGCAUGGGUCUGAGCCCGAGAUACCAAGCACUUGCAGCAGCUUCUGCUCAGUCCAGUGGAAGUUGUGAGUUUCUAACAUACGCUACUCAGGCCAAAAACUCUCAAGUAUUUGGUCAGACACUGGAUGCACAUUCUUCAGUGGAGCUUAUGAGCUUCACCAGGGACUUUGAUCUCUUCCCCCAAAUCCCCCUGUCCUCUGAAGCAAACUGUUUCAUGCUGGAAACCUGCAGAGCAGCAGCCUAUAGCUCAGGUAGCCUUCACUGACAGCAAACUUCUGCAAGCUGCAGUUUACCACCUUUAGAUGGAAAACAGGCUGCUCAGAUUUCUGCUGCAGAGCACUCUGCUAGUUUCUUUUCUAAUGUCUUCUAAAGUGUUUCAGUUCAACACAAGCUUUCUCAGAGAUUACAUGAGGUGGCAGGUGGAAGCCAGGGGUAAGGACAACCUAAGGACACAUACAAGAGUUACCUUCCUUCACAUUACUAAGAGCUGUGUCAUCGAGCUUCCGGUUUCCAUUCAGGGCAAAUUUGCUCCAUCCCCAUGGACAAAAGGCAGAAAAAAAAGCAGGACCUAAAGUCUGCAAGAUUGCUUUCUACAAGUGCUUUCGUCCACAGCAGCUGCCUCAUGCUGCAACUGCAGCAGAGCUCCUCCAGCUCUACCAUGGGCUUCCCACCCAAGUGUGUUACACACACCUCUAACAACACGUUUUCAUCACACCCAUUUCUGCCACCCUCUUCCCCAAACACUUUCCAGAUGAGAGGGUUUCAAUUGAGCUGUGUUUAAGCUUACUGAUCACAGUUUGUUUUUAAAGGAGAUGCCUUAUUUUGUCUACUGCUCUCACAAUGGCAGAAUGCUCUUACUCCCAUCUCUCUUACCUGUCACCUUUUCCUGUCUGGUUUUGGUUUUAAGCAUAGUCUUCCAUUAGCCUCACUGCCCUUCAGUAUUAGUCUUUGGUGCUUUUAAUGAGAAUAAAGACUUAAAUACAGAGUAAAUAGUCUAGUAUGUUUUUGAGUUGGAUCCCUUCAAACCUGCGCAGAACACGCAGGAUGAAGGAAAAAACUGUGCUUCAGCAAAAACUGCCAGUGAACCUGUAUCAGGUGAAGAAUUACAAACAGACCCUGCCCAGGACAUCUGUUUCCCUUUUCCGCAUGAAAUCAAGGCAUCAGAAAGUUUUAAAGACAAAACCAAAAACAAACAAAAAUGUUAUUUUGCUGUAAGUAGCUGAAUCACCUAUUUGGCUGGUUGACAAGUGAUAAUAGUCCACCUCUACCACUGUACAGGUGAGGUUUUGCACCAUACAUUGAUGACUUCUCCCACUCCAAAAUUCUACUGUCCAUGCUCAACUAAAUAUUUCCCACUAGAAAGUUCAUUCUUACCUCCUUUGGUUCCCCCACAGCAAGAGCUUUCAGAGCUCCUGAGCUUUACUCAACCCAGGGUAGCAGAGGCUCUGGGGGUUUGUUCUGGGUUUUUUCUUCACAUGAACAUAGAACAGCAGGUGAAAAUGCAGUUUAGUUGGCACCUUGAAGACAACAGCCUGAGGUCUCAGAUCAUUUCCUUGCUCUCCAUACUCACUUUGUUUCCACUGUUUUCUGUUCCAGGCAGUUUCUAAGCCCCUCAGUCUCUAUCUUGUUUUACUUUUCCUACCUGCAAUCUUUCAUACCUUGUAGGCUUGCUCUCUACCUCAUUCCUCCCCAGCCCCUUUCACCCACAUUCCUCUCUACACCAGGCUUUAGCAGAAAACCUUAAAAAGGUGAUCUAGGACCUCUCUAUAGCACAGGGAGGUUAUUGUGCUCCUAUAUAUCCAUAUGAUGACAAAAAUCAUGUCGGUUCUAUCUUCCAGUGAAUGAAGACUGGUUAGAAGGCCAGUGCAAUGGGAAAAUCGGCAUCUUCCCAUCCGCUUUUGUUCAAAAAUCUAAUACUAAAGACCUGGAGAUGUGAUUUCAAAGAGCUUGAGCUGUGGAUGUGGAAAGAAAUUCAGAAUUCAACCACUGCAAUUAAGAAGUUUCUGUAUUAAUCACUGCACCUGAAAAUGAACUUUAAGUAUUACUGCUACUUGUAUUAAAAGCUUUAUUUUUUAUUUUA
Molecule: messenger RNA, 3719 nt
Organism: Melopsittacus undulatus (budgerigar)
Lineage: Eukaryota; Metazoa; Chordata; Aves; Psittaciformes; Psittaculidae
Gene: NCF2
Product: neutrophil cytosolic factor 2
Exons: 14
Coding region: 123-1904 (593 amino acids)
Biological process (GO): respiratory burst; superoxide anion generation; phagocytosis
Cellular component (GO): NADPH oxidase complex
Molecular function (GO): protein binding; superoxide-generating NADPH oxidase activator activity
Source: RefSeq, a predicted model, not a curated record